AUGGUAGAGCGCUACGGCAUUGAGUGGGCGUUCCGCAUCUCAGGCAUUGUCACGGCUUCAGCGGUGCUCCCGGUAUCUCAUCUAUGGGAUGUUCUUGGAUCUCUGAACACCCUCACUGCGUUCAUGUUGAUCAAUUCGCUGAGCACGAUUGCCCUGUGGCCUGCAUUAACAUCUUUGACACCUCUGGCGAUAUUUGCGGUUUUUAGUGGAUUGAAAGGUGGCCAGCUCUUCACUUCAAUGCCUACAAUUGUUGGCAACGUGUUUGGUUUCGUUCGUGUGCCUACUGCUAUGAGUAUAAUGCUUACGGGAUGGAUAGGCGAAUAUCUGUUUGUGAGUGUUCUUGAUCUAGUUCCAGGACAAGAAUGCUGCAUCCAAAGCUAG
Messenger RNA from Penicillium soppii, 381 nucleotides. RefSeq lists its product as uncharacterized. Bases 1 to 381 code for a protein of 126 amino acids. The record is from RefSeq and is a predicted model, not a curated record. The transcript has a single exon. Lineage: Eukaryota; Fungi; Ascomycota; Eurotiomycetes; Eurotiales; Aspergillaceae.